AUGGAAGGCAAUCGUAAGGGGUUUAAUGAAAUCAACGAGUUACUGGGACAAUCUUUGGGGGCUGUCGGAUUUGAGAGGCUCUCGAUUACAAGAUGUGGAGGGGGAUGGAAGACUGGUGACAUUGGGAGAAUCGACGGAGUCGUUGCGAGUCUUGAUGGUGACUUAGAGGACUUCGACGGGAUUAAAGGGGAGGUCCCAGAUGCGCUUCCCUCUCGAUUGGGAUACAGAGGCUUUCGGAUCUGGUAUCGGAUUGGGCUCCACGAACGAUGCAGCGAUGCUUCUGGAGGCGGUAUAUCAUGGCCAUGGGGGCAAAAUUGGGAGAUGCUCGAAACCUCAAUCUCUCGUAGCGACCAAGACUUCCAUGGGAAACACGUUUUUGCUACACGAGAGGAUCAACCAAAGGAUAUGAAAGGUCCUUUAUCUACCACAUACUGGGUUUGUUUUCUAGAGAUUGAGAUUAACAGGGGUUCAGGGAAUUAUGGCUUAGGGAAUUAUGGUUUAGGGAAUUAUGGUGGAUUGUCAAAUUACUGGUUAAUAUUGAGAUCCUCCAUCAAUGGAAAUCGGGACAGGUCUGGUGGGUUCGGGAGGUGGGAGCAACAAGGGAAAGGCCACUUUGGUGUCAAGGAUGAAGAUCACAGUGUCUCGACAAGCUUUAGGAACAUUGGAGAGGCCAUUGUAGUGGUACGAGAGGUUGAUCUGGACGGAGACAGAGUUCAGAUGACGGUUGAUGCAUUUCAACCUCUAAUUUUUGAUACGGUCGUGGAGUUUCAGGGCAGUGUGGAGACGCUCGUUCUUUUUCGGGAAAGGUCGUCAGAAGUUCGCUAUAGGGAUGACAAACAUGAAGGGGGAGCCACGAGCUACAAAGGCGCUUUAAGAGGCCAAGGGGAUUCAUCGAACCAUCACCAAGAGGCGCAGAAAGUUGUGGGGGCUACAGAGAAGGGGAAAAGGAAAGUGGCUGGGAGGGAUUCUCACAGCUAUGCCUAUCCGGAUGAUAAGAAGAGAGCCCCCAGGGCAGCAGAAAGGCCAGUCCCAACGAGAGAGGGGAGAUACCGAAAUGGUGGUUCAUCCAGGACUGUCACUAGAGGCCAGGGAGAUAAAACGGUGACAAAUCAGACAAACUCGGUGAAUAUGGGGAUGGAUCAAACGGGGAAGGUGGUAUCACAAUCUAGCCCACUAAGCCCAGCACAACAAUCUGCUAAAAAGGUUAGAAAGGGACUGGAUUUUGAUAAAGUGAUUCCCGAGAUGGAUGAUUUUGAAGAGUUGAUUGAUCGUGUGACUAUGGAGGAUUUGGUAGAGCAAAACUUGAGAGAUGGCGAGGCAAAUGGCAGUACAGGUUUUGAGGUUUUUGAGUCUUUCUCAGAUCUCCUGGAGCCUCAUCAUGAUGUGGUGGCAGAGGAGAAGAUAUCAAUGGAUCAAGAGGAACUGGAUACAGAAGCAAAUGGCACAAUGACGAAAUUAGAUGGCAUCCCCUAA
This is a messenger RNA of Thlaspi arvense, 1473 nucleotides long. The record is from the annotation of a GenBank genome assembly. NCBI's taxonomy places the organism in Eukaryota, Viridiplantae, Streptophyta, Magnoliopsida, Brassicales, Brassicaceae.